Molecule: messenger RNA, 3105 nt
Organism: Sipha flava (yellow sugarcane aphid)
Lineage: Eukaryota; Metazoa; Arthropoda; Insecta; Hemiptera; Aphididae
Gene: arm
Product: armadillo segment polarity protein
Exons: 14
Coding region: 292-2682 (796 amino acids)
Biological process (GO): cell adhesion; positive regulation of transcription by RNA polymerase II
Cellular component (GO): adherens junction; catenin complex
Molecular function (GO): alpha-catenin binding; cadherin binding; protein phosphatase binding
Source: RefSeq, a predicted model, not a curated record
UAUAUCGACCGUAGCCCAUGAGUAACACUUCCGUCCAUUCGUCCCCACUACUCGAGCAUUCCAAUCAUAAGUUGACUCAUUGUUUUUAUUAUUUUGAUUAAAAGCAUUUGCCAUUUUUAUAUUCGUUUCUGCGGUUUAGGUAUCUUGGUGUUAAGUGAACCAGUUUUAAAAUUGAUAGCACAACUUUUCCGUUUGAACUGCUCUGUAUGUGAUUUUUUUUUAUCGUCUUUAUUAUCUUCGGAUUAUUGUGGCGCCGAGUAUUUGAUUACCGUUCAGAAGCUUUUCAACAGAAUGUAUCAAUCAAGUAGAGUAUUACCAAGUAAUACAGGUUAUUCUAAAGAUACAGCUAUGAUGUGGCAACAAGGACAAUAUUUGCCAGAAUCCGGUAUCCAUUCGGGUGGAACUACUCAAGCUCAUUCUAUUACUGAUAAAGAAGAUGAUUUAGAACGUGAUCAAUUGAUCUAUGAACUUAAUCAAGGAUUUUCACAUGGGUUUACUCAAGAUCAAGUUGAUGAAAUGAAUCAGCAGUUGAGUCAAUCGCGUACUCAAAGAGUACGAGCAGCAAUGUUUCCUGAAACGCUCGAGGAAGGUAUUGAAAUCCCUUCUACACAAUUUAAUCAAGGGCAGUUGACAGCUGUUCAACGAUUAGCUGAGCCAAGUCAAAUGUUAAAACAUGCUGUCGUUAACUUAAUUAAUUAUCAGGAUGAUGCUGAUUUAGCGACCAGAGCUAUACCUGAAUUGAUUAAAUUAUUAAAUGAUGAAGAUCAGGUUGUUGUAUCACAAGCUGCUAUGAUGGUGCAUCAAUUAUCCAAAAAAGAAGCAUCAAGACAUGCCAUCAUGAAUAGUCCUCAGAUGGUUGCAGCUUUGGUAAAAGCAUUAACUAAUAGCAAUGAUUUAGAAAUGACCAAAGGUGCUGUUGGUACCCUUCAUAACUUAUCACAUCAUCGCCAAGGACUUUUAGCUAUAUUUAAAAGUGGAGGGAUACCAGCUCUUGUUAAAUUACUAAGUUCUCCUGUUGAGUCCAUCUUGUAUUAUGCUAUAACAACCUUACAUAAUUUGUUGCUUCAUCAAGAGGGCUCAAAAAUGGCAGUUCGUCUUGCUGGAGGUUUACAGAAAAUGGUAGCACUUUUGCAACGUAAUAACGUUAAAUUUUUGACAAUUAUAACUGAUUGCUUACAAAUAAUGGCGUAUGGUAAUCAAGAAAGUAAAUUAAUUAUACUUGCUUCACAAGGGCCAAUUGAACUUGUACGUAUUAUGCGCUCAUAUGACUAUGAGAAGCUUUUAUGGACAACAUCCAGAGUUUUAAAAGUUUUAUCAGUAUGUUCAAGUAAUAAGCCAGCAAUUGUUGAAGCUGGUGGCAUGCAAGCUCUUGCAAUGCAUUUACAACAUGGAAGUCAACGUUUAGUUCAAAAUGCAUUAUGGACUUUACGUAAUUUGUCAGAUGCUGGAACUAAGGUUGAUGGAUUAGAACAGCUAUUGCAAUCAUUAGUAUUAGCACUAAGCCAUUCAGAUGUAAAUGUAGUAACAUGUGCUGCUGGAAUUUUAUCAAAUUUGACUUGCAAUAAUCAACGUAAUAAAGUUACUGUUGUUCAAGUAGGCGGUGUUGAAGCAUUAGUACAGACAAUAAUGAAUGCUGGAGAUCGUGAAGAAAUUACUGAACCUGCUGUCUGUGCUUUGAGGCAUUUGACUUCUAGACAUAUUGAAUCAGAUAGUGCACAAAAUGCUAUAAGACACAUUGGUGGUAUUCAAGUUAUAGUGAAAUUAUUACAACCUCCUUCUCGUUGGCCACUUGUUAAAGCUGCAAUUGGACUAAUUAGAAAUGUAGCUCAGUGUCAAGGAAAUCAUAUACCAUUAAGAGAACAUGGGGCCAUACACCAUUUAAUACGAUUAUUAAUGAGAGCAUUUCAAGAUAUUCAAAGAACAUCUACUAACAGUAGUGUAGCAGGAUCAGGUAGAUCACAAUCAGGUGGUGUAUAUGCAGAUGGAGUACGUAUGGAAGAAAUUGUUGAAGGUACUACAGGUGCAUUGCAUAUUCUGGCACGAGAAUCACACAAUCGAGUACUUAUGCGUUCCCAACAAGGGUUGAUUGCUGUAUUAGUUCAGUUGUUAUUUAAUGAUAUUGAAAAUGUUCAACGAGUGGCUGCUGGUGCUUUGUGCGAGUUAGCUAUUGAUAAAGAUGGAGCAGAUAUGAUUGAAGCAGAAGGUGCCACAGCACCUCUUACAGAACUGUUACAUUCCCGUAAUGAAGGAGUUGCAACAUAUGCUGCAGCAGUGUUAUUCAGAAUGUCAGAAGAUAAACCAAAUGAUUACAAAAAACGAUUAUCUGCAGAAUUGAGUAAUUCAUUAUGCCGAGAAGACCAAAAUACAUGGCCACCUAAUGAUCUUGGAAUGGGACCUGAUCUUCAGGACGCAUACGAUUUGUAUGGUCAUGGACUUGGUAGCGUGCACAAUGGAAUGGGCUCAAUACGACAUAGCAACUACCACCAACAAUCAGGGUAUGACACGUUACCAAUAGAUUCUAUGCAAGGCCUAGAAAUAUGUUCUCAACAAGAAUCUAAUUGUAGUCCAUUGGACGUUGUGACAGCUAAUGAUAUUGAUUUUGGGCGUCUAGGAGAUUUACCUUUACCUGAACCUCCUCAAGACAACAAUCAAGUAGCUGCUUGGUAUGAUACUGACUUAUAAAGUUUGUUAAUAUAAUAAAUUAACAAGUAUUAAAUAUAAAUAGAUUACUUUUUUAUUCUGUAAAAUAAAUUAUAAAACAUGGAAGUUUAUUUAACUUGAUAAGUAUUCAAGCCUAUGCUUGUUCAGUUAAUACUAUCUAGUUAUUUGGUGAAAAUGAGAACUAAGAGGUUAUAAAUAACAAUAAUGAUAUUAAUAUUUAUAUUGGUUGAGUUUGUAAAGAAGUUAAGAAAAACAAUUACACCAUGAUACCUAUUAACUAAUAACAUCAUUAUUAUUAAAUCUUACACUAUUUUUGAAUAUUAAUAUCUAUAAUUUAUUUUAUGUAUUGUAAUUUUUAGUAAUGUAUAGUAGAGUGCAUUAGUUUAAGUAGUUUAAUAUUUAUAAUGUUUUCAAACCCAAAGUUCAUCAAACUCUUAUUAAUAU